CCUCCAGUCAGACCCCGGGAGCUGCAGCAGCCACGAUGAUCUGUCUAUUUAUGUCCAUAUUCGCCUACAUCUUUCAGUCAGUGAAGCCGUUGAGUCAUCGUUCUAUUAAAAGCUCCCGCGGAGCCGAGUGGAAGAAUGAGGCCGAAUAAAAGGUCCCAGCGAGACCAGCAUGAGGCCCAGGAAGUGGUGGUCAAACAGUCCAGGAUCGGAGCGUCUGGUUGGACCGGACUGAACGAACGCACCUUCGUGGCCGUGAAGCCGGACGGCGUUCAGCGGAGGCUGGUGGGAGAAAUCGUGCGUCGCUUUGAGAAGAGAGGCUUCAAACUGGUCGCCCUCAAACUUGUGCAGGCGUCUGAGGAGCUUCUGAAGGAGCAUUACUGCGAGCUGAGCACGAAGCCGUUCUUCAGAGGACUCGUCACCUACAUGAGCUCAGGACCCGUCGUAGCCAUGGUGUGGCAGGGUUUGGACGUCGUCAAGACGGCACGAAAGAUGAUGGGAGAGACCAACCCUGCAGACUCUCUGCCGGGAACCAUCCGAGGAGAUUUCUGUGUGGAAGUGGGAAAGAACGUGAUCCACGGCAGCGACUCGGUGGAGAACGCUCAGAAGGAAAUCUCUCUGUGGUUCCGUCAGAACGAGAUCCAGCGUUGGGAGAAGAGCAGCAACUGCUGGAUCUACAACUAAUGUUUGAGGUGGAGCUCAAAGUAUCUCGUGUUUCUGGCUUUAUUAGUUUUGCUGCCGCUCGAAGAAGAAGAGAAAAGAAAAGAAAAAACAAAAACAGACGACGUUACCAAGAAAAAUUCACUAAGAAAUGUGACGACUCGUUUACAUUUUAUCUUCAACCGGAUUCAUCUCUCAAUGUUUACAUGGACUUAAAACCAUCAGACGGCUUCAUCCAGGUUUAUCCACAAAACAAACGCACACGACUGGACUUGUUGAGUUUCUUGAUGAUGAUUUGGAUUAAAACUCUACAAGUCCAGUUAUUUCUGUUUCCACUUGUGUUUAGGAUAAAAUGAUCAGAUCUGAUGUGUUUACAGAGCAGUAAACACAUCAGAUCUGCUGGAUAUAGAACAGAAGAAGAAGAAGAGUCGUCUCCUCCAUGUUCACGCUGCAGGACACUAAACCUGAACCAUGUAUUUAAAGCAAUAAAAUGCUGCUUUUUAAAUCUGCACUUGAUUUGUGUUAAAAGCUGCAGGAAACUUUAAUAAUUCAGCUGAAAUCCGUCCAAUGUUUAAAUAAAUGUGUUUCCUGCAGCUUUAUGGUUAAAAAGCGACGUUGUAAUUUUUACUUUCCUGUGUAAAAGCUGAUCAUCACGUCACUACUUGAAUGUAAAGUUUUCAUAUUUAUUGUAUUAAUCACGUCCCUGUUUUUAUAAUGACACAUUCACGCUUUUAUCAGCUGCUGUUUUGUCAUAAAUAAAAUCUUCUUUUUCUCUUUUUAAA
Molecule: messenger RNA, 1439 nt
Organism: Mugil cephalus (flathead mullet)
Lineage: Eukaryota; Metazoa; Chordata; Actinopteri; Mugiliformes; Mugilidae
Gene: nme3
Product: NME/NM23 nucleoside diphosphate kinase 3
Exons: 6
Coding region: 136-681 (181 amino acids)
Biological process (GO): CTP biosynthetic process; GTP biosynthetic process; UTP biosynthetic process
Molecular function (GO): nucleoside diphosphate kinase activity
Source: RefSeq, a predicted model, not a curated record